AUGACGAGCAACGACGAGUACAAGCGCAAGUUUAUACGGGCACGGAUGGCCGCCAUGACACAUUUAUCGACUGUUGCGAACAAUACCGGGAAUAACAAUGCGAAUUCGACAGUCGAUAACACACUUCCCAGUGCGCAACCUGUGAUAAAACUGCCGAAGAUCGAACUUAGAAAAUUUAGUGGGGACGUGAAAGACUGGCUGCCUUUCUGGUCGCAAUUCAAGAAGAUACACGAGGAUGCUGCCAUCAACAAAGGAAACAAGUUCCAAUAUCUUCUACAGGCGAUAACAGCACAGUCGCGUGCAGCCGAGCUAAUAGACAGUUUUCCUCCCAUGGAAGAAAAUUAUGACAGUGCGAUCGAGAGUUUAAAGAAUCGUUUCGGCCGAGAUGAAAUGCUUGUGUACGUGCGCGAGCUUCUCAAGCUAGUUAUGCAAAAUGUCCUGAAGCCGGAUGAUCAAAUGCCAUUGUCUAGUUUGUAUGAUAAGAUAGAGGCUCAGCUAAGAGCACUCGAAACGCUCGGGGUCACGUCGGAUAAGUGCGGCGCCAUGUUACUCCCGCUUGUCGAGUCCUCAUUGCCCGAAGAACUUUUACGUGCUUGGCAGCGUCAUCCAGUGCCGGUCGGGGCAGAUGGGGAACGAAGAGAAGAACGACUCACACAGCUGAUCAAGUUUCUGCGAUCCGAAGUAGAGAAUGAAGAAAGAAUAUCUAUCGCGAUGCACGGUUUCGAUUUGAAGAAGGAUGAGCCCAAAACAUCGAAACAAAAACAACGCUCGGAUCAAGCAAAAGGUACGCCGUCCGCUAUAAGCCUACACGCACAGGGAAAGCCGAAUAAACCGAUAGACUGUGUAUUCUGUGAAAAAGAGCACGCGAGUGUAAAGUGUGAAAAAGCGCGAAAAAUGACAUUGGACGAGAAAAAAUCGUUAUUACAACAAAAGAAUGCGUGUUUUAACUGUCUAAAAAUCGGUCAUCAGAGUCGCGUGUGUCGGAGUAGUCAAAAGUGUGCGAUGUGCAGUCGACGGCACGUGGUGAUAAUGUGUCCGGAUAUAAUCAACCGAGGGGAUGCAACGGUGUCAACUAAUGCAGACGAUGGAAAAGAAAAGGUACUGUCGAAUUCCAAUCAAACUAGAGAAGCGGACGUAAUUUUACAGACGUUACAUGCCAAGAUUCGUAAUGGCAAGGAAGAACGUGUAGUGCGGGUGUUUUUCGAUCAAGGUUCCACUCGAUCUUACGCUACUAAGGACAUUAUUCGUCAGAUGAAAUAUAAAGCGAUCAGUGAACACAAGCUCAAACACUCGCUUUUCAGAAACGUUACGUCUGCGGUCAAGAGUCAUAAGAAGUAUGUGGUUCAUCUGUGUAGUCUGGACAACAGUUAUUCGUGCAACUUCAAAGUGUUCGACGAAGAGGAAAUAUGCGCAGAAAUUCCUCUGUGGGAAAAACAACCAUGGAUGGAUGAAUUGAAGGAGAUGGACAUACAACUCACUGAUGGACCGUCUAAAUGCGACUACGCUGCACCGAUCAAAAUUCUCAUUGGGGCAGAUAUAGCAGGAAAACUGAUGACCGGUCGUACUAAACAACUCAGGUGUGGAUUGACAGCAGUUGAGACAAGUCUCGGCUGGACGCUGAUGGGCCAGGUUCCGAAAUAUGUUACGGACGGUCUCGCCGAGCAGGCGAUUUCCAUGUUUCAACGUGAAGCCUGUGUAUCUGAUCUUUGGGAACUGGAUGUGAUUGGCAUCAGCGAUCCGGUUAUGGAGAAGUCUCGCAAAGACCACGAUGAGGAGAUUCUGAGGCGUUUCGAAGAAACAGUCAUUGUCAAUGCGGAAGGACGAUACGAGGUAUGUCUCCCGUGGGUCGAGACACAUCCCAGUUUGCCGAACAACAGGGAGCUUGCAGAGAAGCGGCUCAUCACGACUACUAAGAAGCUGAAAUCGUCGGCGUUGUACGACGAAUACGAUCAAGUAUUCAACGACUGGCUAGCGGAAGGAAUCAUUGAGGUGGUGCCUGAUGAUGAGAUCGACCAAGAGGCACACUAUCUACCACAUAGAGGCGUCGUUAAAGUGGGAGCAGUGAUCAAUUAUCAUUUGAAGAAAUUGUUGUCUGAUGAGAGCAUUAAAUCUAUGUUUAAGAACGCAGAUAAGAAUCUCACGAAGUUGAUGGAAAGUUUCUAUGUAGACAACUGCGUAACAAGUUUAGACACAAUGACCGAAGUCGAGCUAUUUAUGUAUGAUGCGAAACACGCGAUGAAUGAGGGAGCGUUUGAACUCAGAGGAUGGGAGAAUUCGCACUCGAAGACGGGAGAAGUAGAAAUUUCGGUAUUGGGGCUUAUUUGGGAUAAGAGCGAUGACACGUUGCGUUUAGUAACUCCCCCGAUCGAAACGAUUAUGAACGAAAAGAUUACGAAGCGAGUAAUACUUUCUUACUCUCACCGCAUCUUCGAUCCUUUAGGUUUUGUUUGCCCGGUUAUGAUCACUCCCAAACUCUUGUUGCAACAAACUUGGGUCUCUAAAAUUAAAUGGGAUGAUGAGGUUUGUGACGAAAUACAAAACGAAUUUAAGAAAUGGCUCGGUAGCUUGACACGAUUAAACGAGCUUCGUUUUCCUCGCUGGGCUUUUGAGUCACCAGCUCGAGAUACUAGUAUAACGUUUCAUGUGUUUUGUGACGCUAGUAAGAAAGCAUACGCUGCGGUGAUUUUCGCACGCGUGGAGUGUGCUUCCCAAGUCAACGUCCAGUUUGUCACGGCAAAAGCUAGAGUAGCUCCAGUUGCUCCUAUGACGAUUACUCGACUUGAACUCUUGGCUGCCAGUAUGGCCGUAAGACUGGCGUGUUCUACGCAAGGCCUGGAAGCACAUUCCUGGCGAAUUAAAUCCGGCGGAUCUACCGUCACGAGGAUGUACAAUCAAUACGCUAUGUAG
Molecule: messenger RNA, 2907 nt
Organism: Temnothorax curvispinosus
Lineage: Eukaryota; Metazoa; Arthropoda; Insecta; Hymenoptera; Formicidae
Exons: 3
Coding region: 1-2907 (968 amino acids)
Molecular function (GO): zinc ion binding; nucleic acid binding
Source: RefSeq, a predicted model, not a curated record